CUUAUUUUUCAAAUCUAAUCUGUAUAUAAAUAUAACUCAUAACAGAUCCUUGUACUAACAAUAGUUUCUACAUCGAAACACACACUAAGAAUACAGAAUGACGUCGUCUAUCUUCUUGAUUUCUCUUCUUCUUCUCUCUCUUUUGUCAGCUGUUUUCUCAGAUGACGCAUCUUUCCACAAACUUCCGGUGCCCGGAAAGAGGUCAGGCCCUGAAUCUUUUGCCUUCGAUUCCACCGGAAAAGUUUUCUACACCGGAGUCUCCGGUGGUAAAAUCCUCAAGUAUACCCCCGACAAAGGUUUUGUCGAUUUUGCCCAGAUCACUAAGUCUUCAACUUCUUCAUGGUGCAAAGGAGUAUUUGGAACCGCAAUGGCCAAGAAAUGUGGCCGACCUGCGGGGAUAGCCUUCAACCCAAAGACAGAUGACCUUUACGUCGCUGAUGCUCCAUUGGGUCUUCACGUUAUCCCUCCCGCCGGAGGUUUGGCCACAAAGAUCGCUGAUAGUGUUGACGGAAAGCCCUUCAAGUUCCUCGACGGUCUUGACGUUGAUCCCACCACCGGCGUCGUCUACUUCACUUCUUUCAGCUCAAAGUUCAGCCCCAGCGAAGUGUUUAUCGCAGUGGGUGUAAAAGACGCGAGUGGAAAGCUCUUCCAAUACGACCCUGCGACCAAAGCAGUGACUGUAUUAAUGGAAGGUCUAAGUGGUGCGGCAGGUUGCGCCGUGAGCUCAGAUGGUUCAUUCGUACUGGUUAGCGAGUUCAUAAAGAGUAACAUCAAGAGAUAUUGGAUUAAAGGACCAAAAGCUGGAUCUAUUGAUGACAUCUUCUCAAGUGAUGUCUCGAACCCCGACAACAUCAGGAGGAUCGGUUCUACUGGAAACUUUUGGGUCGCUUCCGUCAUUAACAAGGUCGUGGUGCCCACGGACCCUUCGGCUGUCAAAAUCGAUUCUAAUGGAAAAGUGCUUCAGACAAUAUUUCUCAAGAAUGAGUUUGGUAAUACUUUGCUCAGUGAAGCCAACGAGGUCGACGGCAAAUUGUAUAUUGGAACUCUUACUGGACCUUUUGCCGGAGUUAUGAAACUUUAGACUGGUAUUUAGCCUAGGCCUGCGAUUUCGGUUUUCCGAAACCGAACCGAACCGAAUUUUCGGUUUUCGGUUAACCGGAUUUCUUAAAACUAGUUCCGAAGAAAACCGAAAUUAAAUUCGGUUCGGGUCGGUUCGGAAAUCGGUUUUGUUCGGUUUUCAACUUAUUUCCGAAAGUAACC
This is a messenger RNA of Raphanus sativus (radish), 1260 nucleotides long. Its product is annotated as protein STRICTOSIDINE SYNTHASE-LIKE 12-like. Bases 98 to 1081 code for a protein of 327 amino acids. NCBI's taxonomy places the organism in Eukaryota, Viridiplantae, Streptophyta, Magnoliopsida, Brassicales, Brassicaceae. Gene Ontology annotation, biological process: biosynthetic process. The transcript has 3 exons. Gene Ontology annotation, molecular function: strictosidine synthase activity. The record is from RefSeq and is a predicted model, not a curated record.